UUCUCAAUUCUUCUUUAAUCAUUUAUCUUUUCAUAUUUGUUAAUUAAAUUUAUAACAAGCUUCACAUAUUUUCCGAACUGGGUUUUCAUUUUCAUUUCGAAAAAUCUAUUUUACCCUUUUCUUCCCAUUUUCUCUGUUUUGACAUCCAAACAGUCUUAUAAUUUCACUGUUCCAGUCUAGUUUUCUUAUUUUUGAAGGUGAAAAUAAUGGAAUCGGACUCUUCUUCAGCUCCUCAAUUCUGCACUGAUUUGAUCGGAAAUUGGUUUAGUUAUUUGCACAACUACAAAACCAACUUUGAGAAUCUCAAGGCACAUGUUGAGAAGCUUUCUCUUGUCAAACAGCGUGUGCUACAUAUGAUUGAGGUUGCUAGAAGAAAUGGAGAAGAGGUAGAUAUGGACGUUCAAGAGUGGUUGAUUAGUGUGAACAAGUUCAUCAAUGAGGCAAAUACGAUUAUUGAAGAUGAAUCGAAAGGAAAGAAGAAAUGUUUUGGGGGGUUAUGUCCUAAUUUGGGAACUCGCCAUCAGCUUAGUAAGAAAGCAGUGAACGAAGUUAAGGCUAUAGUUUUACUCCUGUCUCAAGGAGAAAAAUUCCAUGAAAUCUCCUCCCGUACCAUUCCAGAGGAGAUUUCCAGCUUGAUUACUUCAAGCCAAAAUCUGUUUCUUUCUCUGCGGAACUACAAGAGAUACUAUGAGAAACUCGUUGUCGAAGUUGAGAAGCUGAUGGAUAACAAGGAGCGUGUGCAGCGCAGGAUGGAGGUUUCUAGAAGAAAUGGAGAAGCGAUUUAUGAAGAUGUUUUGAAGUGGGUAAUGAGUGUUGGAGAGCUUGUUGAUGAUACAAGAAGGACUUUUGAAGGCUUUAAGCAGAAAGGAAAUAGCCGAUGUUUCAUUGGGCUGUGUCCUGAUCUGAGAGCCCGUUAUCAUCUCAGCAACAAGGCGGUGAGGCAACUGAAGGCUGUUGCUGAACUCCGGGGAGAGGGAGUGUUUGACAAAGUUUCUUACACUAUCAUUCCACCUAACAUAUGGCUUACUUCUACCAAAGUUUACCAGAAUUUUGGAUCAAGAAGUUCCACUUUGCAGGGUCUAUACAGCUCAUUAAACGAUCCUAAUAUCGAUAUAGUUGGGGUGUACGGAAUGGGUGGCAUUGGCAAGACUGUGUUAGUGAAGCAAGUAGCAGCUCGAGCUGAGACAGAGAAGCUCUUUGAUGUUGUGAUUUUCGCAGAGGUAACCUCAAAACCCAACAUAAAAAAGAUUCAAGGAGACAUUGCAGAUCAUCUAGGCUUGCUAUUCCGUCAGGAGGAUGAAGUAGGCAGAGCAAUUAGGCUAUUUGAUCGAUUGAAGAAAGAGAAGAACGUCCUUGUUAUAUUAGAUGAUAUCUGGACUACUCUUGAUUUGAGGAGAGUUGGAAUUCCUGUGGGAUAUGAGCAGGAGGGAUGUAAGGUAUUGUUAACGUCCAGAUAUCAUGAUAUAUUAAGACGGAUGGGUUCUCAACAUAAUUUUGCUGUUAGUGUUUUAGAUGAAGAAGAAGGUUUUAGUCUAUUCAGGAAAAUCGCAGGUGAAUCUGCAGAAAACCAGGAGUUGCAGUCCUUCACAAUUGAGAUAGCCAUGGCAUGUGGAGGCUUGCCUCUUGCCAUUGCUUCAAUUGCAAUUACAUUAAGAGGCAAGGGUAUAUCUACAUGGAAGAAUGCAUUGAGAAAUUUGAGAAGGCCAUCCUCAAACAACUUUACUGGAAUGCUUGCUGAUGUAUAUACAAGUAUAAGGUUGAGUUAUGAUGAUUUGAAAAGUCUGGAACUCAAGUCAACUUUUUUGCUUUGUAGUCUAAUGAUAUAUUCUGGUGAUGCUUCUGUUAUGGAGUUGUUAAAAUAUGGAAUGGGUUUGGGCUUAUUUAAAGAAAUUAGUAGUGUGGAAGAAGCACGAAAUAGAGUAUAUGCAUUGAUUCAUGAACUCAAAUGCUGUUGUUUGUUACUAGAUGGUCAUUCUAGUGAAUGGUUUUCUAUGCAUGAUAUGGUUCGUCUUGUUGCCAUAUCAAUUGCAUCUAGAGAUCAACAUGCAUUGACACUGACAAAUGGGACUACAGAUUGGCUAGAUAAGGAUGCACUUAGAAGAUGCCAGGUAAUCUUCAUAUGUGACAGUAAUAAUAGAGAGCUUCCUGAAGGUUUGGAAUGUCCACAACUCACUUUUUUCAAUCUUCUCGUGCAAAAUUCGAUUAUGAAAACUCCAGACAGUUUUUUCUCUGGAAUGACACAACUCACUGUUCUAAACUUGACCAAAAUGCACUUAUCACCAUUACCUUUCUCACUUUGUCUCUUAGUAAAACUUCGGACAUUGUGUUUGGAUCAGUGCAUAUUGGGAAACAUAACUGGUAUUGGAAACUUGAAGAACCUAGAAAUCCUCAGCUUAUCACAUUCUGAUAUUAAGUUUUUGCCUAAAGAUAUAGGUCAAUUGACUCGGCUGAGGAUGUUAGAUAUGAGUGAUUGUUCCAAACUGGAAGUUAUUUCACCAAAUGUUAUAUCAAGUUUAUCUUGCUUAGAAGAAUUGUAUAUGAGUAAUAGCUUUCUUCACUGGGAAGUUGAAGGGCUCAGCUUUGAAGGAAGAAAUGCUAGCCUUAAUGAGUUGAAGCAUUUGUCUGAAUUGACAUCUUUAGAAAUAUGUAUUAAAGAUGCCAAUAUUCUACCGAGAGAUCUUGUUUCUAAGUUGAUAAGAUAUAGGAUAUUCAUAGGUGAUGGUUGGGACUGGUUCAGGGAGUAUGGGACUUUAAGAACGUUGAAACUCAAGGGAAAUACUAGCAAGCGUGGGAUUACUAGGCAUUUAAACGGAAUCGAAGAACUAUAUUUAGAUGAAUUGCUGGAUGUAGAUAAUGUUCUUUAUCAAUUAAAUCUUACGGGUUUUUUACAAUUGAAGCAUCUCCACGUUCAGAAUAUUUCCUCCUUGCUAUGUAUUGUUGACCCAACGGACAAGGAGCCUGGUCAUGCUUUUCCCCACUUGGAGUCACUGCUUCUUCACAAUUUGAUUAACUUGGAGACGAUAUUUAAAGGUCAAUUCACCGAAGAGUCAUUUUGCAAUUUAAAAAUCAUCAAGGUGGAAAAGUGUGAUAGGUUGAAAUAUGUCUUCUCAUUUUCUCUUAAUAGACAGCUUCAACGAUUUCGAGCACUUGAACCAGGUCAUGCUUUCCCCUACUUGGAAUCACUGUAUCUUCACAAUUUGCUUAACUUGGAGAUGAUAUUUAGAGGGCAAUUCAGUGAUAAGUCAUUUUGCAAUUUAAAAAUCAUAAAGGUGGAAAAGUGUGAUAAGUUAAAAAAUAUCUUCUCACUUUCUAUUGCUAGAGGGCUUCCACAACUUCAAACACUUGAAUUCAAUGAAUGCAAUAAUAUGGAACAUAUAUUUUUUCCUGAAACAAUUGCAGAUAUUUAUGUUGAUGACAGUGAAGAAGACAUCAACAAAGAAGUGGUGAACAAGAUUGAAUUUGGUCAUAUACACUCCUUGACUUUGAAAUCACUUCCAAAACUCAGAAGCUCUUGCUUGAAAGUAACAUUGUUUGAUGAAGUCGUUUUGGAGGAAGUGGUUGACUCAAACACACCACUUUUCAGUGAAAGGGUUUUGUUUCCCAUGUUGCAGGUACUGGAACUGGCUGAAAUUAAUAUUAAGAAGAUUUGGCACAAUCAACUUCCAUCAAAGUCUUCCUCCAUUCAAAAUUUAACACAUUUAAUCUUGCAAGGAUGUGGUAAAUUAAACUAUAUUUUUUCUUCUUCUAUAUUACGAAGCUUUGUGAACCUCGAGCACCUUGAAAUAUGCCAUUGUGAAAUUCUAGAAGUGGUAAUAUUCAUGGAUGAGUUCUGUGAAGAGGUAAGUAAGGAAAAUUUCUUCCCUUGUUUAGAGUGCCUGGUGAUGAAAGAUCUUGAAAAACUUACAAGAUUUUGCUCAGAAAAUUACGUCGAAUUUCCAUCCCUGAAAAAAUUGGAGAUAGAGCAAUGUCCUCAAUUCAAGUCAUUCGUCUUGACAAACAUAAACACAGACUCAGAGGAGAUUCAACCUUUCUUCACUGAAAAGGUUGUGUUACCUAGCUUAAAGGAAAUGAUAAUUUCUGGCAUGGAUAACUUAAAGGUGUUAUGGAAAAAAGUCUUCUGGCAUUCUUUCCACAAGCUAAAAUUAAUGGAAAUCAAGAACUGUGAUAAGCUAUUGACUGUUUUUCCUUUAGAUAUGUUUGAAAAGUUCCAGCAGUUAGAAACACUAACUGUUACUGCUUGUGGUUCAUUGGUAGAGAUAUUUGAUCUCCGGACGCCAUAUUUGCAAGCUCGAUUAAAAGAAUUGUAUAUCCAUGGUCUACCAAAACUGAGGCAUAUAUGGAAAACAAAGCCCCAAAUAGGGCUUUCCUUUCCAAAGCUCUGCUUAGUGAAAGUUUUAGAAUGCCAGAAUCUAGAAAAUGUUUUUCCAGCCUCCAUUGCCAGGAGCCUUUUUGAACUUGAAGAGCUUGAGAUAGUUAAUUGUGGAGUGAAAGAGAUUGUCUCAAAAGAAGAAAGGGGAGAAUCAACCGUUAGGUUUGUCUUUCCACGGAUAACAUUCCUCAAAUUCUCGAUGUUGCCACAACUUAGAUGUUUCUAUCCUGGAACACAUACUUCAGAAUGGAUGGCAUUAAAAAAGUUGGAGGUGUGUGAUUGUGACAAUGUUGAGAUAUUCAUUUCAAAAUUUCUCAGCAAUCAACUUGAUGUACCAGCAAAACAACCCCUCUUCUUGGUUGAAAAGGUCAUCCCAAAUUUGGAGGAACUGAAAUUAGGUGGAAAGGUUGUUGCAAUGAUAUGGCAAAGGGCGUUUCCAGAACUCCUGUUUCGUAGAGUUGAAGUUCUUCUCAUUGUUAGAGAUGAAUUAGAUGUUUUACCAUUUCAUGCCUUUCAAAGAUUUCAGAAUUUGGAAAAGCUUAUCCUAAAUCGUGGUUCAUAUGAAGAGAUAUUUUUAGAUGACGAGGUAGACGGACAAAAUGGACAAGCCAGUAUAUCGACACAGAUUAGAGAAUUAAAGUUGUUUGAUCUUUCGAAUCUAAAGUUCAUGUGGAAACAAGAGUCAAAGCUUAGCACAUUACUUCAGAAUCUUGUCAUUCUUGAUGUAUGGUGGUGUCAUAAUUUGAUUUAUUUAGUGCCAUCCUCGGCAUGUUUCUACAAUCUAACAGUUUUGGAAUUGUGGUUCUGCAAAAAAUUGAAGAACUUAGUAGCACUCUCAACAGCCAAAACCUUGGUGCAUCUCAAAGAAAUGAAGAUUGGUGGGUGUGAAAUGAUGAUAGAAGUAGUAGCAAAUGAGGGAUAUGUAAUAAAAGAAGUCGAGAUUAACUUUUGCAAAUUGAAGAGUUUAACACUUUUUGGUUUAGAAAGUCUUAGGAGCUUCUGCUCUGGGGAUUAUACUUUCAUAUUCCCGUUAUUAGAAGAAUUAUUUGUAAUAGAAUGUCCAAAUAUGACUUUUUUCUCAGGCGGAGUUUUAAGCACACCAAUCCUACAGGCAGUACAACAGAGCUGGGCAGCAGAUGUAUGGCGUUGGGACGGUGAUCUUAAUACAACCAUAUGGCAAUUGCAGAAGAAAAUGAAAGGUUGUGCUUAGUGCUCAAAGGCUUCUAUCUUUUCUAGCUGGAGGAAACCUUGGAGAAAUUAAUGCACAAAGCAAGCAGUUGAUUGGUUGUCCCUUGGACUUGUUUGCAAUAUAAAUGGUGCCAGGUUUGUGAAAAAUAUCAACGAUAUUAUAGAUGUAAUACAUAUAAAAUGACUCACUUUGACCCCACCUGACUCAGUUGACAAAUAUGGGUGGUAUCAUAUUUUUUUUGUUGUUAUACUUAUUUGAGUUAGUAUAAUUUCUCAUAUAAGGGUUAUUUCCCUUUCAGAAAAAUUAAGGUCGUCCAAUUCUUUCUCAAGCUAGGUGGGAUUUGUUUAUCCGAAAUCACUUAGUUGUUGCUACGAUCUUGGAAUUGGCUUUUAUUUAUUUUUACUUAGUAUAUAUUGAUUCGGUGAAUUAAGAC
Messenger RNA from Mangifera indica (mango), 5991 nucleotides. Its product is annotated as disease resistance protein At4g27190-like. NCBI's taxonomy places the organism in Eukaryota, Viridiplantae, Streptophyta, Magnoliopsida, Sapindales, Anacardiaceae. The transcript is spliced from 5 exons. Gene Ontology annotation, molecular function: protein binding; ADP binding; ATP hydrolysis activity. The coding region runs from base 207 to 5579 and encodes 1790 amino acids. The record is from RefSeq and is a predicted model, not a curated record.